This is a messenger RNA of Branchiostoma belcheri (Belcher's lancelet), 3723 nucleotides long. RefSeq lists its product as uncharacterized. Gene Ontology annotation, cellular component: cytoplasm. Gene Ontology annotation, biological process: canonical NF-kappaB signal transduction; response to cytokine; inflammatory response. The transcript is spliced from 4 exons. The record is from RefSeq and is a predicted model, not a curated record. NCBI's taxonomy places the organism in Eukaryota, Metazoa, Chordata, Leptocardii, Amphioxiformes, Branchiostomatidae. Gene Ontology annotation, molecular function: protein binding; DNA-binding transcription factor activity. The coding region runs from base 9 to 3230 and encodes 1073 amino acids.
CUGCCAAGAUGGCUGCGCAAAUAAGUGCUGCUAACCCACCCGGAAAGACGCGCGAGACCCCGGAAACGGGAGACAAUUUUGUACAGAGGAGGUCUCUUCUCGCCAGUCACACACGACAGACCAUAAACAGUGAACUCAACUUGAGUUUUCUUCUCCCGCAUCACUUGGCAGGUUCCUCCGCUGCAAGGGACGUCUUUCAAAGAGAUGCCCCCCAAAGUAGUCUACCAGCCCGACACAGUACUGUUUCACUGCUCGGAGAUGCCAGAGCUGGUAAGACAAGCCUGGAAAAACACCUGCUCAAUCAGUCGUUUGAUCCCGCUGAAGAAGCGACCAAAGGGCUUGAGUUUGACCUGGUACAGACAGAUGUAACGGAGGUCAAUGAAUGUUGGCAAACUGUACAUGUAGGGCCUUACAGCAGAUACGACACCGGCCGCGCCCAGUAUGUUGUCAAAGAAAUUUUGAAAGAGGCUGAGUCUGUGGUCAAUCCCCAGGCAGCUGUGACUGCGUUUUUAAACUACGCACUGACGAUUUUAGUGACUAGCAUGGUUACGGGGCCAGUCGGUUUUCAACUUGGGUUUGGUGUUGUACUUAUAUUAACGACGGGGAUUUUCAAGCUGUUCGGCCAGAGUUACAACGUCGCCAGAAUAUAUGGUGUUAAUGUAACUCUAGUACACGUCGUACUAGUCAACCUCUGGGCAAGGAAUAUCUCACUAGAUAUCUUCUCGGCAUUUGGAAACAAACCAGAGUCGACUGUCUACCCUUACCUACAGUGGGUUAUGUUUGCUCUUUUUAUAAUCGUAAUCACGUCUGUGGUUGUGAUACCUUUCCCUGUGGGCGGCAGACCCGGCAUGGCCCUGGCCUUCUGCCUCAUGUGCUCACCUUCUCAGCUACAUUUUGAUGACUUGGCUUCCAAUCUUUCUUUAACCUUAAAUAGAUUACCGUAUGACUGUCUUACAGUUGCGGCCACACUUGGUGGCAUCGUAGCGUCAUCAAGUGGGUGUCUGGUGCCAGCCUCACUGGUGGUGUUACUAACAACGUGGUGUUUAACAGACGUUGUUGACGGCAGCAGUGAAACGUUGGAGUACGAGCUGAGUUUCGUGGCUGGAUUCAUUACAGGAGCAACAGGUUACGCGACCUUUCAUACCAUGCAAAACCUAUGCAGUUCCUAUCGUCGUGGUCUCCAAUUGCAAGUAGUUAUGGGUCCGAUAGGUUUUGUCUACGGCAUUGGAUUGUGUUGGUUGUUUGGCUGGCAGAUGGUUUUGCCAUCGACGUGGAAAGAUGUGUACUACAUAGUGCCAAACAUAGUCGCCAUGUAUCUUAUUCUACAAGUAGAAAUACAAAGGGCAUAUUGGGCCUUUCAGGAGAUAGGAGGUUAUCCGGUACUUCUAGUUAGCAGCAGCGCGAAAGCCCUUAGAAAAAUUAAAGAUUUGCCUCUUAAGUUGACCCUGAUAGACUUUGCUGGAGAUACUGUCUAUCACUGCACACACCAUCUGUUUUUAUCCAAUUCCUCAAUUCAACUUAUUGUCUUCAACAUGGAACGAUUAGCUCUGGAGCCAGACUACAUCAGGCGUAUUUGCUACUGGGUCCAGUCUGUGAUAGCCCACGUGCAAAACCCCAAUCCUCACAUCUUCAUUGUUGGAACACAUGCACACAGUUUGCCGAUAGAUAGAAGAAAGUUUUACUCCAGUAAAGUAAGCAAAGCGUUGCUUAGCAAUGAGACGUUUACUCAAUCUAUAGUGGGCAAACCAGGUAGCAAAAAUGAUGUUGUGUUCUGUGUGGAAAACUCCAUACCCCUUCGAAAAGAUACACAGGCCCGUCUCCUGCGAAAAACCAUCAUGGAGGUCGCCUCUUCAUCCUUCCAAUCCAAGAGAAACAUUCCUAUCAAGUGGCUCAAAGUCAGUGACUUCGUCAGCAAGUACAAAUCCGGGUCUACUGACACGUGUCUCCUGGACAAACGAACCUUGUUUGACAAACUGAGACAGGAAGGCGUUACUGAAGCUGAAGAAGGAAGAGAAGAGUUUGAAGAGAUGCUGAAGUUUUACGACGAAAUCGGAGAAAUCAAGGUCAUGGGUGAUGUCGUAGUCUUGAAUCUGAAAGCUUUGGUUCAGCUUGUCGUUGAGCUUGUGGAGUUUGAUUGUGAUGAUCAUGACGUUGGAAUCGUCCAUGUCAGUUCUUUGCGUAGAGUGUGGAAAUUCCUGACAGCGGAGAAUUUCCUUUCCGCCAUCGAACUGUUCGAGAGAUUUGACAUUCUCUGUCCGAUCUCACAAGAGCAGUAUCUCGUGCCUUUGCUUCUCGAGACUCGCGAAGAGACCCAAGCCAGGGAAGUGGAGACAGGUCGUGGCGCAUUCUGGAACACUGCAGAAUCGGACACGGUUCUCUAUUUCAAAUUCUACAAGUUCCAUCCCGAAGCCAUCUUUCUCCGCCUGCUUGCCCGAUGUUUGGCAAGAUCCCAGGAAACCCACGACCUUGGCCGUGGUGCUGACCGAGAUGUCUACAGAAAUGUGGGUAGAUUCUACCAGGGACACGAUUUCUACUACAAAGUGGAGCUGGUGUGUCAAUCCGUGCAGCAGAACAUGAUCCAGGUCACCGUCAAGUGUGCUCCGAACAGAGGUCCUCAUUCUCUACUGUCCAGACUCCACAAGGACUUGCAGCAGAUCCGAGACAGGGACUUCCCUUACCUGAACUACACAGUGGGACUGCCAUGUCCAGCAUGCAGCUCAUCCAACAACCAUGAGGGAGAGAGCUCGUUCGCCCCUCCACACAUCCUGAGGGUAUCAGGACAUGACGAGGAGCUCCCACGAUCCGGAGAGAAAGUAACUCUGAUGUGCCGAGGUAAAGCCUUUGACGUGGACCUAGGACAACAUCAAUCCACACUGGAUGUUGCCCAGACGAUGAAGCCGGACGGGAGCAGCAAAACACUCGAGCUGAGAAGUGGCCAUGGCCUCUUGGACACCAAGACCAUCCAACAUCUGUCCAUCCUGCUGGACCCUCCAGCGCCCAUCUUUGGGAACAACUGGAGGAUGCUGGCUGACGAACUGGGACUGUGCUUCCAGGACAUCAGCUACAUCGAGAGCAAGCACAACCCAACAGAGAUGGUUCUGGACAUGUAUGCUACAAAUACACAAACACCAACUGUGCAACAAGUGCACAGAGCCUUGAUAGACAUUGAUAGGCCUGAUGCUGCUGGAAUUCUUGACACUACUGUAGAACAAAAGCCUUCAGAUGAAUGAGUGUGUCCUCUGUCUGGAGGAUCAUGAUAUCUAGACUGUAACAUAUCAGAACAUAUCAAGUGCAUUUUUAUAUACUAGUACUUAAGAUUUCGUGAGGUCCUUGUAAAUAAUACUCAUGUAGAAGUAGACAACUUUUACAUGUAGCAUGAAAGUUCAUCUAAGUUGGUACAAGUCAUUAUGAAAUAAAGACUAAACCUUACUGCCAACACUGCAAUGAAUUGGCACUUGGUCUCGGACGUCAAUUUCCGAGAGUAGAUGGAUCCAUUCCGUGAACAAGGUUGAAGGAGACAGACGAAAAUAUGGGGAAAGUCCCAAUUCAUUGCAGUUUUGGCAGUUAAAGUUUAGUCUUUAUUUCAUAACUUUUAAAGGUGUUUCGCUGUUAUCCACUGUGUCAUAUUGGCAAUCACGGAGCAGGUAUGAUUUUGACCAGGUCAUGCCCUGCAAACUAUCUUUGUGUAUAACAGUGACUUGUACAUAACCAGGAUUGCCAGAU